GCCGCUCCGCACUAUCCGCUAACUAUUCGCAAUCGACCGACGUCUUGGUUGUUGGACUUGGGUUAUAAUGACUUGACUUCUGCUAAAUGAACCCGUGGACUAGUAUAAGUUUAUCGCAGUGGCGUAUUUUUUUUUUAUUGGGCGAGUGCCGAAGCGAACGCUCCCAUACGAUAAGGACUAAUAGCGUCGAGUGAGAGUUUUUUCGUGCGUUGUGCUGCCGAGGCGGCGUGAUGGAGAAGCAGUCCAGGUGGUCGGAGCAGCGCUCCGAGCAGCGUAGCGAGCAGCGCAGCGAGCAGCGGGUGCAGCAACACUCCGAGCGGCGCGAGCAAGUCGUGCAGCAGCAGGAGCGCGUGCAGCGCACCGAACAGCACUACACACACCAGAUGCUUUCACAGCAAGUUGAAAGCGCUGGUGGCGAACGCAUACCGAUCACUUCAGGGAGACAUGGAGACUUGUCUCCACCUAUUUUCGAGCAGAUAUUUAAAAAUGCAAGAUUUGCGCAAGGUGGCAACGCUAAAUUUGAAGGAAAACUUCGAGGAAACCCAACACCUGUUGUUUCAUGGACCAGAAAAAAGGCACCAUUGGUAGAAUGCAAUAAAUACAGCAUGAGUUACAAUGAGCAAACUGGCGAUGUAUCUCUACUCAUCAAACAAAUAGGACCUGGUGACGAAGGAGAAUAUACUUGUACUGCCCGAAACCAAUAUGGUGAAGCAAUUUGUUCAGUUUAUAUCCAACCCGAAGGUGUUCCAGUGCCCACCCAUCAAGCUUCACAGCAGCAAAGCUACAAGCAUGUUAGUGAAAGUGUUGAGCACAAAUCUUAUGGAACACAAGAAUAUUCAACCGAACAGUCCCGGCAAUCUCAAAGGUUCGCGUAUACAAAUGGUUCCGAUAUUUCAUCGACUGAAGAUUUUAAAGUGGACACUUUUGAAUAUAGGCUAUUGAGAGAGGUUUCAUUUAGAGAAACUAUUACCAAGAGAUUUAUUGGUGAAACUGACAUUCAUAUAAACACAGAAGUUGAUAAGUCUUUGGGACCAGUGUCGCCACCUAAAAUAUUUCAGAAACCUAGAAAUUCUAAGUUACAGGAAGGUGCCGAUGCACAGUUUCAAGUACAAUUGUCGGGUAAUCCUCGACCACGUGUAACCUGGUUUAAAAAUGGCCAGAGGAUAGUUAACUCAAACAAACAUAACAUUAUAAAUACUAAUAAUCAAACGAUCCUUAGAAUAAGAAAUACACAAAAGUCUGAUUCUGGUCACUACACUCUUUUAGCUGAAAAUCCCAACGGAUGUAUUGUUACUUCUGGGUACCUUGCCGUAGAAUCACCUCAAGAAACAUACGUACAAGACCAAAAAUCGCAGUACGUAAUUGAUACUCAACAAGUAGAGACUGAAAGAAUAGAAGUAAAUGAAAAGGCCCUUGCUCCGCAAUUUGUAAAAGUCUGCCAAGACCGUGAUGUAACAGAAGGAAAAAUGACGCGAUUCGAUUGCCGCGUUACGGGCAGACCUUAUCCAGAAGUCACGUGGUUCAUUAACGAGAGACAAAUUCGAGACGAUUAUAAUCAUAAAAUUUUAGUAAACGAAUCUGGUAACCAUGCGCUUAUGAUUACGAAUGUUGACCUUAGUGAUAGCGGUGUAGUUACUUGUGUAGCACGAAACAAAAGCGGAGAAACAUCUUUUCAGUGCCGUUUGAACGUAAUAGAAAAAGAACAAGUAGUUGCUCCGAAAUUUGUUGAACGUUUCAGUACUUUAAACGUGCGAGAAGGAGAACCUGUUAUACUGAAAGCGCGAGCAGUCGGCACACCUACACCGCGAAUCACAUGGCAGAAGGACGGCGUUCCGAUUAUACCCAAUCCAGAGCUACGAAUAAAUACCGAAGGUGGAGCCUCGACAUUGGAUAUACCUAGAGCCAAGGCGUCGGAUGCGGCAUGGUAUCAGUGCACUGCACAAAAUGUCGCAGGCUCCACAGCCACUCGGGCGAGGCUUUAUGUGGAAGUACCAAAAGAGCCUCCGCCUGAGCAAAAGCGUCUGCACUUACCGCGACCCACGAAAAUAAUUGAGCCAGAGCCCGCACCUGGACCAGAAAUUAUAUAUUUAAGGCACGUGGAAAGAGCACGACCAUACGUUCCUCCGGGUGAAGAAGACCGCGUCUAUCCUCCACCACAGUUCAUAGUACCACUAAAAAGUGUAACACAAAUGGAAGGUGGUAAAAUUCAUUUUGAAACGAGGAUAGAACCGGUCGGCGACCCAACGAUGAGAAUUGAGUGGUUGAAAAAUGGACAAAGCAUUGAAGCCAGUUCAAGAUUUACCUCAGUAUUCCGUUUCGGGUAUAUUUCUUUAGACAUGCUCAGUCUUAAUAUUCAAGAUAGUGGUGAAUAUACGUGCAGAGCAGUAAGUGCUACUGGCAUUGCAGAAACCAAAGCGAUUUUACAAGUGACUCCCAGAGCGACGAUUGAAAGAACAAGUCAACAUCCAGAAAGUUUGCAAUAUAUUCAGCAACUAGAAGACUAUUCCAAAUAUCAACAUCAGGAGUCUAUAGAAGAACAAACAUCGCAAAGACCACAAUUCAUAAGACCAUUACAAGAUCUUGGCGAACUACAAGAAGGCCGGAAUGCGCAUUUUGAAGCGCAACUUACUCCAGUUAGCGAUCCUACUAUGAGGGUGGAAUGGUACAAAGAUGGCAAAUCUAUUACAGCCAGCUCGCGAAUCACAGCAAUCUUCAACUUCGGCUACGUCUCCCUUAACAUCAUGCACCUACGGGCUGAAGAUGCAGGUUCGUAUACAGUGAGAGCUGUUAAUAGGUUAGGCGAAGCUAUCAGUACCGCUUCGAUAAGAGUAGCUGCUAGGAGUACAGUUACGACAGAUCUCGGUAUACCUGAACAACGUAGAUAUAUAGAGAAGACUGAGCAGUUAGAAGCUUAUCAACAACAACAGCAUCAAAAGUACUAUCAGGAAAUACCUGAGAGUACACAGAGACCAGAAUUUAAAACACCAAUCAAAGAUCAAAUUAAUAUAAAAGAAGGGGGCUUUGCGCAUUUUGAAGCUCGCCUUGAACCAAUUGGAGACUCCACACUUAGAGUGGAAUGGUUAAAAGAUGGACGUCCAGUAGAAGCUAGUUCACGAAUUACUACGUUCUUCAAUUUCGGAUAUGUAGCUUUAACCAUAAAAUCUGUAACUAUUCAUGAUGCCGGUCACUAUACAUGUCGAGCCUAUAAUGCACUUGGUCAAGCUACUACAAGUGCCAAUCUCACUAUAGUUACAAGAAAAGAUAUUAUAGCUGAAUCACAGCAUCCCGGAGGACUAGAAAAAAUUCAGUACUUAGAAGAUUCUAGUAAGUAUUCGAGACGAACGGAAGAAGAUGUUAGAAUUACUCAAAAACCUAGAUUCCUUGGCCCUUUGAAGGGUACAAACAAAAUUGUAGAAGGACAAAGCGCCCAUUUUGAGGCAAGAGUAGAGCCACAAAGCGAUUUAACAAUGACUGUCGAAUGGUAUUUCAAUGGAAAGCAAAUUAAAUCGGCUAAUCGAAUUCAAACCUAUCACAAUUUCGGUUAUGUGGCUUUAGACAUAACUAGUGUCCGGGCGGAAGACGCUGGCGUUUAUACCGUGGUAGCACGUAACGCUGCUGGAGAGGCGCAACUCAGUGCUUCUAUGUUAGUUGAAACCCGCUCAAGUAUUGAUACCUCAAGCAUACAUCGUGGCUUGUACGAAAAAACACGACAAAUAGAAGAAUCAAAAUUUGUUGAACCGAUGUAUCAUAUUGAAGAAAUCUCGAAAUCAAAGCCUGUUUUCGUACAACCUUUAUCAGAUCCUCAACCCGUGUCCGAAGGUAAAAAUAUUCACCUCGAGUGUCGAUUGGAACCUAUGGGUGAUCCAACAAUGAGAGUUGAAUGGUUCCAUAAUGGAAGAGCAGUAACAGUAGGAUCUCGAUUUAGGACUUACUACGAUUUUGGCUUUGUAGCACUGGAUAUUAUUCAUGCUACUUCGGUUGAUUCAGGUGAAUACACUGUUAGAGCAGUUAACCAUUUGGGGUCAGCGCACACAUCAGCAAUGGUGAGGAUUAUUGAAAGAUCAGAUAUUUUAACUGAUACUCAAAAUGAGCAAGCUGUAGAACAAAUUCAAAUGCUAGAAGAUGCUAGUCGUCGUAGCAAACACGUGCAAGAAGAUAUAACUGUCAUGCAAGCGCCUCAAUUUUCAAGGGCGUUACAUAAUAUUGAAACCGUAGAAGGUACCAAUGUGCACUUAGAAUGUAGACUGCAACCAGUCGGGGAUCCUACUAUGAAAGUAGAAUGGUUCUGCAAUGGCAGACCAAUUAAAACAGGUCAUAGGUUCAGACCAGCUUACGAAUUUGACUAUGUCGCCUUAGAUCUUUUAAGCGUAUAUCCAGAAGACUCCGGUGUAUAUACAUGUCAAGCAACAAAUCAAUUAGGAGAAGCUGUUACAUCUUGCGCCUUACGAGUCAUGGCCAAGAAAGACUUAAUUUUCGAAUCACAGCAUCCUUCUGGCUUAGAAAAAAUUCAAUAUUUAGAAGAUACUACUCGUUAUAAAAAAACAGAUGUUGUAGAUGAAUCUAUAAGUAUCAAGCCUCGAUUUAUAACAAAGCCGAAGUCAAUUGACAGUGUUAAAGAAGGUAACCAUGUUCACUUUGAGUGUAAGCUGGAACCAGUUACUGACUCAAAUCUAAAAGUUGAAUGGUUUAAAAAUGGUCAACCAGUUACAAUCGGCCAUAGAUUUAGGCCAAUCCACGAUUUUGGUUAUGUAGCCCUUGAUAUCAUUGACCUUAUAGCCGAAGACUCAGGUAUUUAUACCUGCAGAGCUGUUAAUCUUGUUGGCACUGAUGAAGUGAAUUGCAAAUUAACGUGUCGAGAAACGGCCGAUAUUAUAAGAGCUACUCAAAAUGAAGUAGGUUUAGAACAGAUACAAGUUUUAGAAGAUAGAUCUAAAUAUCACAGAACUGAUAUUAUUGAUGAAAUAACUACUCAAGCACCCAUAUUUACAACAUCAUUGAAAAAUGUUGAAAUCAAAGAAGGACAACGAGCCCACUUUGAGUGUAGACUCAUUCCCGUUUCUGAUGCAACAAUGAAAGUAGAAUGGUAUCAUAAUAAUAAGCCGCUAAAGAGUGGUUCUAGAUUUACGGAGACAAAUAACUUUGGUUUUGUUGCACUCGACAUUAUGUCUUGCUUGCCAGAAGACUCAGGUACAUAUACCUGUAGAGCAAUCAACGCCCUUGGAGAAGCUGUAACAUCGGGCACUGCAAUAGUACAUUCGAAGAAAUCAAUUUAUCUAGAAUCCCAACAUGAAGGUGCUCUACCAAGACUUACACAGCUAGAAGAUUCUACAAGACAUCAAAGACAAUCGACGCAAGAAGAAUUAGUUACCCAAGCGCCUGUUUUUACUAUGCCCAUGAAGGACAUUCGAGUUGCCGAAAAUCAAGCAGUUCACUUUGAAGCCAGACUUAUACCAGUAGGUGACCCGAAAUUAAGAGUUGAGUGGUUGAGGAAUGGAGUUUCUAUUGAAGCUUCAAAUCGUAUCACUACCAUGCAUGACUUUGGCUAUGUUGCUCUGAACAUGAAGUAUGUGAAUCCUGAAGACUCGGGUACUUAUACUUGUCGAGCAAUAAAUGAACUCGGAGAAGCGGUAACAUCAUCUACCCUCUUCGUUCAAUCUAAAGCAUCUUUACAAUUAGAAACGGUUCAUGAAACUGCGUUGCAAAAAAUACGACAGUUGGAAGAUACAUCCCGCUAUCAACGCAGAGAAGAAGUUGAAAUUGCUGUAAACCAAGCUCCUCGAUUUAUUACACAAUUAAAUGGGCCUUCCAAAUUAGUCGAAGGGCAGAGUGCGCAUUACGAGUGUAGAAUAGAACCUUAUCCCGAUCCGACUAUGCGAGUCGAAUGGUACUUUAAUGGAAAAGUUUUACAAAGUGGGCACCGCUAUCGCACGGCUUAUGACUUUGGCUUCGCAGCCCUUGAUAUUCUAACAGUAUACGGAGAAGAUUCUGGUGAAUACACUUGUAAAGUUAUCAAUAACUUAGGUCAAGCAACAUCAUCUAUCAAACUCAAUGUUCAAUCAAAAGAAUCAAUUAUUAGAGAUACACAACAUGAGAGUGCUUUAGAAAAAAUUCAAUAUCUUGAAGAUGACAGCAGAUAUAAGCGAGUCGUUACAGAUGAAGGAUUUAUUGCUGAGAAACCUCAAUUUGGAAAACCUCUCAAAAAUGUACACGUUGCCGAGGGCCAAUCGAUACAUCUAGAGGCUACCUUAACUCCUGUAAAUGACCCCACGAUGCGUGUAGAAUGGUAUUGUAACGGAAGACCUAUUCAACAGGGCCAUAGAUUUAAGACUACCUAUGACUUUGGUUAUGUGGCAUUAGAUGUUUUGUAUGCUUAUGCAGAAGAUUCUGGAACUUACAUGUGCAAGGCGACAAAUGCUGUCGGUGAAGCAGUAACAACCAGUUCUGUAAAUGUAGAUGCCAUGGCUUCAUUGUAUCUGGACACAUUAGAUGAACAACGCUUGAAAAAGAUCAAAGAGCUCGAACAAUACGAGAGGCCAAAAGCCGUCGAAGAAGAUAAACCAGGACAACGGCCUGUAUUCUUAACUGCUUUAACUAGCUUAGAGAACCUAAAAGAAGGUGACCGCGCUCACUUCGAGUGUAGAGUAGAGCCUAUUAAUGAUCCUGAUCUCAAUAUUGAAUGGUUCCUUAAUGGUAAAAAAAUAAAGACAGGUCACAGGUUUAGAACAACACAUGACUUUGGAUACGUCGCAUUUGAUAUAUUAUAUUCCUACGCUGAAGAUUCUGGAACGUACAUGUGUAAAGCCACUAAUAAACUCGGAGAAGCAGUAAACACGUGCACGUUGAAGGUUGCAAGUCAUCGAAAUAUUAUCUUAGACACCCAACAUCCUAAUGGCCUUGAGAAAAUAAGACAAUUAGAGGCUCAAGGUCAUCAAUCAAGAAUAGAAGUUGAAGAGCCUAAGAUUUCGCCUCCAAGAUUUGUAACAGAACUCAGGGGAACAACCCAUGUUUUUGAGGGUCAAACGGCACACUUUGAAUGCCAAGUUGAGCCAAUACACGAUCCCAAUUUGCGCAUUGAGUUCUAUCACAACGGCAAAGCAUUGCAAUCUGCGUCACGGUUCCAUAUCACUUUUGAUUUUGGUUAUGUGUCAUUGGAUAUACAGCACUGUGUCCCAGAAGAUGCUGGCGAAUAUUCUGUAAAAGCGAUUAACGCUCUUGGUCAGUGCACUUCCUCGAUUUCAAUGACUGUAACCGCAAAAGGUAGUAUUAUAUCGGAAUCUCAACGUCCAGAAGGUCUCGAGAAAAUUAGAGAAUUAGAAUCAACAGAACCAUUUAAAAGGCCAGAAAUACCUGAGCCCGUCACUAGGCAAAGACCUGUCUUUACGCAGCCUCUCCAAAACAUCGAUAAUAUACAAGAGGGUCAGACGGCUCACUUUGAUUGUAGGCUUAUUCCUGUUGGAGAUCCAACACUCAAAGUAGAAUGGUUCAGAAAUGAAAAAUUAAUAGAAGACAGUUCUAGAAUAACCAAAACACAUGAUUUUGGAUAUGUUUCUAUGACUAUUUCUCACGUGCGUGAUGAAGACGAAGGUGUUUAUAUGUGUAGAGCAUCAAAUUUAUUAGGUGAAGCAGUUACAACAGCUGCCAUGAAAAUAAAAACAAAAGCAUCAAUUCAAAUGGAUACACAGCAUCCAGAAGGAAUGAAGAAAAUUCAAAAAUUGGAAGAACCCCUGGCUAGAAAAGCUGAUGAACCAGAAAGAGAAUUUGAAAAACCAAUCUUCACUCAGGUUUUGACCGGUCCAUCUGAACUAUGGGAGGGGCAACACGCUCAUUAUGAAGCUCGAGUGGUCCCUGUUGGCGAUCCUAGCCUGCGAUUUGAAUGGUAUAUUAACGGCGUUGAACUUAAAAUGGGUUCACGAUUCCGCACUACGCACGAUUUCGGUUUUGUUACUUUGGACAUAAAUUCAGUUGUUGCACAAGAUGCAGGAUUGUAUAUGUGUAAAGCAAUAAAUAAGGCAGGAAGCACUGUGUCUUCCACUUCUCUAAAAGUAAAAACAAAAUCAACAAUUAUUGAUGAAGCUUUGAGACCUGAAUCAUGGCAAAAAAUUCAGAUGAAAGAGGCAGCCAUGAAUAAAGUACCAGAAAUGUUUAUUGACACUGGUGUUCAACAAGCUCCUAUAUUUACCACUCACCUUAAAAGCUAUGAUAAACUUGUUGAAGGACAACAUGUUUAUUUGGAAGCCCAAGUUGAACCACGGACGGAUCCUAACUUAAGAAUUGAGUGGUUUAAGAAUGGAGUAUCAUUAACCACUGGAUCAAGAUUAAAGAGUACUUUUGACUUUGGCUUGGUAACGCUCUCUAUUAACUCUUUAAGAAUUGACGAUUCAGGUAUAUAUACAUGCAAAGCUACAAACUUGAUGGGUGAAGCGGUUUCCACUGCUUCGAUUAAAAUUGAAGACCGUCAUUGGCUGCUUGGUGAAUCAUUACACCCGCAGUCUUUAGACCGUAUCGGAGCACUAGAACAACCUAAACCAACUAAGCCAGAAACACCUGAACCAGUUUAUGAGACUCCUGUUUUUAUUUCUCAUCUUAAUAACAUCAUAUGCAAGGAGGGUGAUAAUAUUCACUUUGAGUGCAAUGUUGAACCAUCUAGAGACCCGACGCUAAAGAUUGAAUGGUUCUUCAACAACAAACCUUUGCCGUCCGGGACUAGAUAUAAGAGUACCCAUGAUUUUAGCUAUGUGUCAUUGGAUAUUACGCAUACCUAUGAAGAAGACUCUGGUAUUUACACAUGUAAAGCUACUAAUAGCAAGGGAUCUGCUACAACGUCUGGUUCUUUGAGGUGUACUGGAGAUAAACAUAUUUAUUUGGACACUCAGCAUCCACAAGGCAAAGCUGGUUUAGAAGCUGUUGAACAAGCAGAAGAAGCAAGACUAUCCAAAACAAGAAGGACAUCUGUUCCAGAUGCAGAAUAUCCUAAGCCUGAAUGGGUGGUACCAGUGGCUGCUGAACAUCAGUUAAUUGAAGGACAAGCUCUUCAUCUCGAGGGUCAAGUUGAACCUAAGAAUGAUCCUGAUUUAAAGAUUGAAUGGUAUUUCAAUGGCAAAGUUUUAGAGCAAGGCUCUCGGUUUAAAUUGACAAGCGACUUUGGUUUUGUUACAUUAGAUGUAACGGACGUGUAUGAGAGGGACAGUGGAAUUUAUACAUGUAAAGCUUAUAAUAAAAAAGGAGAAGCGUUUACCUCUUCUACAAUUUAUUGCACCAGUAAAGAAAACCUUAUUGAAAGAACUCAGCAUCCAAAAGGUAAAGAGGGAUUAGAAAAAAUACAAAAUCUCGAAGAAUCUCUUCGAAGAGAGCCUGGACAGAAGCCUGAAGAUGAUACAGGAAGACCACCUGAAUUUGUAACCGUCUUCCAAGAUAUUACUGAUAUUAGUGAAGGUCAGAUUGCUCACUAUGAAGCAUCUUUAAUACCCACCGGUGACCAAAGUAUGGUAAUCGAAUGGUUUUAUAAUGGUAAAUCAAUUGAAGCUAGUCAUAGGAUUCGUACAGUAUAUGCUUUUGGAAUGGUGGUGCUCGAAAUUUUGGGUACAAAGACUUCUGAUUCUGGAGUAUACUCUUGUCGUGCUACAAAUAAAUGGGGACAAGCCGAAAUAAAUGUUAAACUUGAGUGUGUAGACAAAAGCAAAGGACAAAAACCUAAGUUCACUACACAUAUACAGAGCAUCGAAGGUCUUAAAGAUGGCCAAUCAGCACACUUUGAGUGCACUGUAAUUCCAGUUGAUGACCCGGACAUGAAGAUCGAAUGGUAUCAUAAUGGCCAGCCAUUGCGUCAUUCUACAAGAAUAAAAACUAUUUCUGAUUUCGGUUUUGUAGUACUUGAUAUUGCGUACACCCAGAAUCAUGACACCGGAGAAUAUAUUUGUCGUGCCUAUAACAAAUAUGGCGAAGAUUUUACUAAAGCAACUAUAAAUUGCUAUGGAAAGGGUGGUGUUUAUUCCGAUAGCUUACAACCUGAAUCUCUAGCAAAGAUCAGGGAGCUAGAAAGCUUGCAAGGCAUGCAACAACAGGUACAAGCACUCGCUUCUGCUGAACCACCUAAAUUUAUAACACAGAUACAAGACGUAACAAAAUUAGUGGAAGGACAAAGCGCCCACUUCGAAGCGAGACUAACUCCUGUGGACGAUCCCGAUCUUAAGGUUGAAUGGUUCUAUAACGGUAAAAAAUUACCACAUGGGCACAGAUAUAGAACUUUCCAUGACUUUGGAAUUGUUAUUUUAGACAUUCUUUAUUGUUACGAAGAGAAUUCUGGGGAAUAUGAGUGUGUCGCGACGAACAAAUUGGGUCGAGAUUCAACAAAAGCCAUUCUAAAAUGCACAUCAAAAGAAAAUUUAAUUCUGGACUCGCAACUCCCGCGGGGCAUGGAAGGUGGUUUACAGAAAUUACAAACACUAGAAGAUUCUAUGAUACGCAGAAAGGAAACUGAAGUAGAAGAAAAACGUGGAAAAGCUCCCGUUUUUACAGUUCCUUUAUCAAACAUUGAGAAUCUAAGAGAGGGUGAGAAUGCUCACUUUGAGGCUCGUUUAACGCCGACUGAUGACCCUAAUCUUAAAGUGGAAUGGUAUUGGAAUGGAAAAUCUUUGAAGGCUGGGUCUAGAUUUAGAACAUUCUGCGAUUUCGGUUUUGUAAUACUCGAAAUAUCUCCAACUUAUCCCGAAGACUCUGGUGAAUACUUAUGCAGGGCAUAUAAUAAUUAUGGCGAAGCAGUGACAACAGCUACAAUGAAAGUACAAGGAAAGAGAAACAUUAUUUUAGAAUCCCAAUUACCAAAAGGUAUGGAGGGCACAAUCGACAAGAUAGCUGCCCUGGAAGGAUACACUGGUACUGUUGACUCACUUACACCAGAAACAGAAAGUGGUAAUCCCCCUGAGUUUACUACGACACCGUCUGAUCUCAUAUUAUCGGAAAAUUCAUCAGCUCAUUUCGAAUGCCGUUUGAUUCCUGUCAAUGAUUCCAGCAUGAUAGUUGAAUGGUUCCAUAAUGGCAAACCACUUUUAACUGGCUCUAGAGUAAAGACAAUUAAUGAUUUCGGUUUCGUAAUAUUAGAAAUUGGUGGUGUAUAUCAACGCGACGCUGGCCUUUACACUUGUAAAGCAACAAACCGACACGGUGAAGCAACAGUAUCAUGUAAACUUCAGGUCAAAGGUAGACAAGGUAUUAUCCUUGAGCCUCAGUUGCCUUCUCAUUUUAAAUCUGGCACUGAAAGUAUUCAAAAACUAGAAGAGACGCUUCACAAACGCGAGGAAAUUACAAUUGAGGAUGAAAAACCAAAUCCUCCUAAAUUUACUGUUGAAAUUAAGGAUAACCUAGAUGUAAACGAAGGAGGGCCUAUUCAUUUCGAUUGCCGGGUUGAACCUGUCGGUGAUCCCACUAUGAGAAUUGAUUGGUUUUAUAAUGGUAGACCUUUUGCGACGGGAUCUCGUGUACAUAUGCUAAACGAUUUUGGAUUUAUUGCAUUGGACAUUGAUUACAUAUAUACGAGAGAUGCUGGUGAAUAUACUUGCCGUGCUACCAAUAAGUGGGGUUCGGCAACGACAACUGCUAAAGUCACAUGUAGUACUAAGCGUGACAUUAUCUUAGAAUCUCAGUUACCACAAGGUAUGAGUGGCGAGAAAAUCAAAGAAUUGGAAAGAGGGCGCGUUAGCGACGCUCCUAAAGAAGAACCCGUAGUGAAUACACCACCUAAAUUCAUUACUCAAAUUCAAUCGCACACUAUAGAAGAAUCUGAAUCUGUGCGUUUUGAAUGCCGCGUUGAACCAAAACAAGAUCCUAAACUACGAAUCGAGUGGUAUAGAAACGGUAAACUUUUACCUUCAGGUCACAGAUUCCGAACGGUGUAUGAUAUGGGAUUUGUUUCUCUUGAUAUUUUAUAUGUUUAUGCUGAAGAUUCAGGCGAAUAUGUAUGCCGUGCUGUAAAUGACUUUGGAGAAGAUUUUACCAAAGCGACUGUAUCUUGCAAACAACUGCCAGACAUCAUUUUACAAAACCAAGUACCGAAAGGCAUGAAGAAAUCAGAAGCAUUAACUCAAAUGGAGGCAACUAUUAAAAAAUAUACUUCCGAAGUAUUCUUAACUGAAGACGAUCUUUUUGACAUCGAUAAGAAACAACCUCCUCGGUUUGUAACACAAAUACAAAGUCAAACUACCUUGAUUGAAAUGGAAUCGACCAAAUUUGAAUGUCAGCUAGCGCCUGUAGGAGAUCCUAACAUGAAAGUUGAAUGGUUCUUCAAUGGCAAACCUUUGUUACACAAAAAUCGCUUUACACCUAUUUAUGACUUUGGUUACGUUGCCAUGAACUUCGGCUGGGUAUAUCCAGAAGAUAGCGGUGAAUAUCUCUGUCGAGCUACUAAUUUGUAUGGUAUGGAUGAAACCAGAGCGGUUAUAAAAACUACCGGCAAACCAGGCAUUGUAUAUGAUUCUCAAUUGCCAAAGCAUAUGAAGAGUAUUGAAAAAAUACGGGAGAUGGAAGCUUCUUGGCAAGUUGGACCUGAACAAGCCGUGGAAGAAACUAAACCUCGUUCAGCUCCAGUGUUCGUAAGCCGCCCAGAACCAGUAACAGUCGAGGAAGGAGAGUGGGCACGUUUUUGUUGUCGUGUGACAGGCCAUCCAAAACCACGCGUGAUGUGGCUCAUCAAUGGAAAUACUAUUGUGAAUGGGUCUCGAUACAAGUUAACAUAUGAUGGAAUGUACCAUCUUGAUAUACCAAAAACCAGGCAAUAUGAUACAGGCAAAAUCGAAGUAAUUGCUAGAAGUUCAGUAGGGGAAGCUUUAGCAACCACCGAGUUAAAAGUUAUACCGAGACACGAUGAUUAUAGAGGUGUUCUCAAAAACGCACCAAGGCCUUGGUAUGAUGAAACAACUCAAUAUCAACGCACUGAAACUGAGUUAGAAAAAACAUUCGAAGAAAGGCAAACUAUGCAACGUCAGGGUGUUAUUGACCACAGACCUGAGUUGAAGCCAAAACUAGUUAAGGAUGCUGAAACAGAAUGGCAACAGACAGUGAAGAAAAAGAAGAGUGAGGAGUAUUACAAUAAAUUGCAGGAGCUUGAAAAUGAACAAAUUGUAAAAGAGAGUCGGUUAAGAGAGUCUUCUCGUCAAUAUUCUAUUCCUGGAGAGAAAGUAACAAGCUCUUCAGUCGCUAGAAGUAUGGCACAGAAAUAUGAAGACAAUUUGGAUAUAACAGAAGAAGUUGUUGAAACGCAAACUCAAAAGAAAGUUCAAAAGCCGAGAAUACCUGGACCAUCAGAAUCUACAGUUCACGGCAAGGAAGUGCAUGUCGCAAAACAAAAACAAAUUCAAAAAGAAGUUGUUGGAGAUACAGAAAUUACUCGAAAAAUUACAUCAACAGAAACAACUGAAGUAGAACAUAAAGCUCAAACACAAGAGAGAGUGGUUGAAGGCCCUGUCAAACCUUGUACACCAGCAGUAUUUACUAAAAAAAUGCAACCUUGCCGUGUUUUUGAACAUGAACAAGCUAGAUUUGAGGUAGAGUUUGAUGGAGAUCCAUUACCACAAAUAAAGUGGUAUCGUGAAAACUUUCCUAUUAAGAAUUCACCAGAUUUCCAAAUUCAUACAUUCAGCACCAAAUCCGUUCUUAUAAUUAGACAAGUUUUUGUUGAAGAUUCUGCAGUAUUUGCAGCCGUAGCCGAAAAUAGAGGCGGUACUGCAAAAUGUAGUGCUAAUUUAGUUGUGGAAGAACGUAGACGUCAAGGCAGGGGUGGAGUCAUCCCGCCUAGUUUCACUUUGACAGCGCAAAACGUCAAUGUCACUGCUGGUCAAUUGGUGAGGUUUGAUACCAAAGUUACAGGGACAAAACCUAUCGAUGUAUACUGGUUGAAAAAUGGUAAGAAAGUUCAACCAGACAUAAGAAACAAGAUCUUGGAGGAAGAUGGCACAUAUACUCUUCUUAUUUUAGAAGCUUUUACGCAAGAUUCAGGUAAAUAUGAAUGCGUGGCCAUAAAUAGCUCAGGCGAAGCAAGAUGCGAUGCUGAAUGCGCAGUUAAUGCUCCAGCUACUAAAGAUAAACCAAAGCCCCAAACUAAAUCAGCUAAUUCUCCGCCCGAAAUAAUAGAACCGCUAAAAGACAAGGUGGUCACUGAAGGACAAGCUAUUGAGUUUGGAUGUAAGAUUGUCGGUAAACCUGUUCCUACGGUGCAAUGGUAUAAAGGUGAAAAAUUAAUUAAGCCAUCCAAGUACUUCCAAAUGUCUAGAACUGCCGACGAUUACACUCUACGUAUUUCUGAAGCUUUUCCAGAAGAUGAGGGUGACUACAAAUGUGUAGCUUAUAACUUAGCCGGUCGUGUGACUGUUGCUGCUAAACUUAAAGUUCUGCAACCAGACCAGGCGGAAAACUUACCGACGCUUACACCUCUACGUGACGUUGUCGUAUACGAGGGUCAACCCGCACAGUUUAAAACUCACAUCACUAGCAAAGCAAAGCCAACCAUCCAGUGGUUACGAGAAGGUGCUCUUAUACCGGAAACUCCUGAUUUCCAAAUGAUACACGAGGGCAAUAACGCUGUGUUGUUGAUUGGCAACACUUAUGAAGAGGACACCGGCACAUUCACUUGCCGUGCUACUACCGCCGCGGGCCAGGUCGAGACCUCGGCUAAGCUAGUCGUCAAAAGUAAGACAUAGAUACAGGCAGCGAGCUCGCGUCGCGCACUCUUAAUCCAUUAAUGUAGUGUUUCUUUGUUUCAUCUCUAUACCUCAAUGAGAUCGGGUGAAAACUACUACUUAACUACUCAGUUGACAAGCGAAAAUAAACGAACACGUUAGACGGCAUCACACAAUCGUAGCGGUUCCCGCAGUAACGAUCCCGCCCGCUUCCUAGCAACCUCGCGUAAACUCAAGUCGUGAUAUUAUGACGCAUAGACCUAUUGGCAUGCACCAUCUAGCUUAUCUCAAAUGUCCAAAUCAUAAUUACGAUGUUGUACAAAAGACAGAACUGAUCCGCGCGCUCCACAUUGGACCACGGAGCGCGCACAUCUAACAAAACUCGCUAGUGGAAUACUGUAAACUUAACUCGGUAGUACAAUUUGCGCGAUACUGCAUCUAACAUUGCUGUACAAUUAAGCUUUUUGUGUAAAUAGUCAUAGUAAGACACCACAACAGGCGACGAAGGGCUACGAGCGUCGAGCGAAGAGCUUCUGUAAAUUUGGACACACGGAACAUGUAAUUAACACGACACGAAAUAUUCGACGACUUGUUUUGUUUGCUUUACCGCUACGAUGUUUACUAAAAGUAUUUGUUACCGAAAAUAUUUGUGAAGUAGAACACAUUGCGUGAUACACAAGACGCGUCUUUUGGCGAAACGUCAAAUGUAUUUUUCACCCAAUACUCUCCGUAAUGUUAGCCUAUGCUACUUUACUCGACUUUACUAUUUAUUUGGCCUUAUUAACAUUAAAAAAUAUUUUAUGCUUUUUGUGUUUUAUUGAGAUCCGACCUGUAAAACUUAAGUAACGAUCUCAAUUUCUAUCAUUUCAUCAAGCACAUAAUUUAAUUUAGGAAAAUAAAUUUCAUUUGUAAAUGAAACUUGGACUUGAUUAACAUCAAAUUGUGGUAUGACACGUGAAGAGAUUCAGUCGAAUCAAACACACGUACGUCACACCCGUGUGACGUACUUACACCGCAAUGGCCCAUUCGUACGGCAUAUCGACUCGUGCGAUACGUACUCAAGUCCUCGUUUUAGCUUUAUCCUCGAGCAUGUAUCAUAUUUGUAACGUUAUUUCAACUUACCGCUAUAGGACCCGUCAAUCUAACAAGUUGCACGCACGCUGCGGUUUGUUUUGCCGUAUUCUAAUGUCACCUAACAGUUGAGACUAACUUGUCAGUGUCACGUCAUACUACGUCCUACAUUUACGUCUUUGUAUUUACCGUGAAGUUGCGAGCCCGCGCUGGUAGGUGCACGCGGGCUCGGGGUGGUUCGUUCUCGUGAACGCAACAUUUGCCGUGGUGAUUACUGCAGUACUUCAACUGCUUUCGCUUAAGUAUCUGAUCUAUAUUUUUUUCCGCUGUCAACUCUACGUGACAAAGAAACAUUCAAAGAAAUGUCAAUCGCGCCUGCGACGUCGAGCACUCUCCUAAGUUCGCACGCGUUACUUGCCUUGCCAGUUUCUAUGUUUUGACAAACACUGCCGAUGUUGGUGACCUUAUUAAUGUUUUCUGCAAGUACAAAUCCGAAUUGAAUGAGAUUUUUAUAGUUUAACGUUACAGUGAUCUUUAACUUAGUUUGAUUUAAGUGCACGAUAUUGUUAAAAUUAAAUUGUGUUGUAUGUUUCACCUAAUUGUAUUAAAUUAUUAGGCGUGACAGAAUUUAUCACUAAAUAUUUAAGUGCCUACCUAUCCAUAUUUAAUAUAUUUAUAAAAAAAAUUUGUAUGUUACCUUUAUGUGAAAACUGUUUAAUAAACGCUAUAAAUUAA
Messenger RNA from Vanessa tameamea, 16472 nucleotides. It is a transcript of the gene Kettin, whose product is annotated as sallimus. The record is from RefSeq and is a predicted model, not a curated record. Bases 231 to 14687 code for a protein of 4818 amino acids. NCBI's taxonomy places the organism in Eukaryota, Metazoa, Arthropoda, Insecta, Lepidoptera, Nymphalidae. The transcript is spliced from 21 exons.